Messenger RNA from Penicillium vulpinum, 1542 nucleotides. RefSeq lists its product as uncharacterized. The coding region runs from base 1 to 1542 and encodes 513 amino acids. NCBI's taxonomy places the organism in Eukaryota, Fungi, Ascomycota, Eurotiomycetes, Eurotiales, Aspergillaceae. The record is from RefSeq and is a predicted model, not a curated record. The transcript has a single exon.
AUGUUUGCCCGAGGAAGACUCGAUCAGUCCAGUAACCUCCAGUCACAGUUUUUUUCAGCAUCACAGAGCCUCCGACAUGGAAAAUAUCCCGAGUCAGACUCCAUUUCACCAUACGAUAGCCCAGAAUCAUCCGAGUCCAUCCUAAGCGAUGAAAGAUCUAUAUACAAUGCGAUCAGAGUGACCACGCCAAAUGAUUCCAGCCCUCGUUUCUAUGCGUCUCUCUCCCAUGAGAACCCCGUUCACGAGCAAGACUUAGCGAUAAACAUGGCCAGGUUCGUUCCUACAAAUUUACAGGAUGAUCAUACUCCUACCAAUGUGCCAGCCAGGCGGGGAAGACGACAGAGAAUGGUAGGAAAGCUUGGGAAUCACACGAAGCUGUUAUCUGACCAGUACUGGCAAGCCACACAUCGGUCGGGACCUGCUUUUUGUAGAAUGACAUCGAUACCAGGUUCCAGUCGGUCUUUACAUCGCAAGGCUGUUUCCCUUGGUGCAGACAGUAGUAUGCGCAGGCCUAGAUGGCCUGGGAACUUGGGACCUGCAGUAACGACCGUCCAGCCUCGAUAUCCACCGCCAGAAAGGACGCCUACACCCCCUGGUCUCCCUUCCUUUGGCACGUCAGAGGCUAUGUGCUACUCUGCACGGUUCAUGAUCCCAGACAAUGGUGCAGCCUUGCAGUGCGGUUCUGGUAGUGGUCAGCGUGCCAGUUCUUAUGGUGAUACCCUAAGAAGAUUGUUUGGGUGGCCAUCUUCCACAUCUCAUGCUGGUGGUAUUUCUGUUAAUGGUAUAGGAAGGGCUGAGGAUGGUACGGUGGUACAGGGCCGAUUCCCCCAUCGACAAAGUGGCCAUGGAAUGAGCAUCGGUCGACAGCUGCAUGAGCAUCCUUUCCAUCAACGCAGUCUUCCCAUUGCCCACCACGAAGCAACAGAUACAAGCCACGAUCCUUAUAUUGAAGCUGAACACACAAAGGGUGGUCUUAAUCUUGGGCCUCGCCCAAACAGGCGUGUCCAGCCUCUGUCCUCCCAGCCUAGACGACAUUUUCCCUUUCCAUCAAACCAGGUCCCUACUGUGGUAAAUCGCCCAUCGCGGCCCAGAGCCACUGCACUUCUCAGCUUGUCGCGCAAUUUGGCUGGAUCAGAUGGUCCUGCGGAUUCAGUGGAAUCUUCUGUUCAAAGGACUAGGACAGCUGGAGACCAUCUCCCUUCCAACCCAUCGCGGUUGCAUUCGGUUUUCACGAUGGCUGUCCGCGGCGGUGGUGCAGAUGAAGGCGCUCACGCAAGCACGCCCGUCUGUCCGGAUGUUUCGUUGUGGGUGAAAGCCCAUACUUGUCUCUUCUGCUGCCCGGGCAGUCACGAGGAGCCAGAUGAUUCGCUCGGAGCAACCAGUUCGCGGGAAACAUACGUAACUGCCCAGAGCCAGAUAUCGCCUGCUGGAUCUCAGAAUGAAAGCAGUGGGCAGAACACUCGUCUCCAUGGCCUCCAGGCAUGGAUCUCGUCUCUGUACGGUGUCAUGUUUCCGACCCUUGUGAACCCUGCCGCUGUGUAA